Messenger RNA from Cantharellus anzutake, 1676 nucleotides. RefSeq lists its product as uncharacterized. Gene Ontology annotation, molecular function: RNA polymerase II cis-regulatory region sequence-specific DNA binding; protein binding; chromatin DNA binding. Gene Ontology annotation, biological process: regulation of gene expression. The transcript is spliced from 10 exons. The coding region runs from base 327 to 1676 and encodes 449 amino acids. The record is from RefSeq and is a predicted model, not a curated record. Lineage: Eukaryota; Fungi; Basidiomycota; Agaricomycetes; Cantharellales; Hydnaceae.
UUUUCCCCCUUUGCUCCAAGGAGAGGUCCCUUCCAAGCUCCUCUCUUCUCCUCGUCUCGGAACCUGUUUUCCGCUCACCAACUUAUCCCUGCCCUAACUCCCUUUUGACAACCUGAUCAUGGCGUCUCGUCAUCGCCGUCCGUCUCCUUCCCCUCCACCUGCACAGCAGCUCGCUCCCCAUCACCCACCCACAACUCAACCCGCUUCACAUCAUUAUCAUCACGCUCACCCCGAGAACCAGUCCCUGUUCCUCCACAACCCAUCCCUCCUAUGCCGCCUCACCCUUCCCGCGGACCACCAACGGCUCUGCGGCGCACCCACCUACUAUGCCCAGUCCUCACGCCGUCGGUGCUCCCCCUGUUCCACACAUGCGUCAGCCUCAAAUGCCAGAAUCUCUCGUACGCCUUUCGAAAGCCAAUGAAGAAUCUUGGUUGGCGAUAGGUAAAUUGGCGGAACGCAUGAGUGAUAGUGACAAUGCUAUGCGCGCCUACGAGUCUGCUCUUAGGCAUAACCCUCAAUCCACCGAGGCGCUGGAACGAGUGGCCGCCAUUGCUCGCCAAAAUGAGGAUCUUCCAAAGGCGAUCGCACAUUGGCAACGGAUGGUCGAGCUCGAACCGAACAAUGGCGACGUUUGGAGUGCUAUGGGGCAUUGUUUCCUCAUGCAAGACGAGUUACAGAAAGCAUACAUGGCCUAUCAGCAAGCCUUAUACUUCCUUGAGAAUCCAAAAGAUCCGAAACUUUGGUACGGCAUCGGGAUUCUGUACGAUCGGUAUGGAUCGCUUGAACAUGCAGAGGAAGCCUUUUCGAGCGUGCUUCGAAUGGAUCAGGACUUCGAAAAAGUGGACGAGAUCUACUUCCGUCUUGGUAUCAUAUACAAGCAGCAACAAAAGUAUCAGGAGAGUCUGGAGUGCUUCGAGCGGAUCCUUCAUAAUCCUCCUAGCCCGUUGGCCCCUGUCGAUAUUUAUUUCCAGAUAGGUCAUGUUUAUGAGCAGCAACGCGAGUACGACAAAGCCAAGGCUGCGUACGAACGUGUGCUUCAAGAUAGCCCGACACAUGCCAAGGUUCUCCAGCAGUUGGGGUGGCUGUAUCACCAGACCGACGCCUCGUUCUCAAACCAGGAAAUGGCUAUUCAGUACCUGACCCGAAGUCUUGAAAGCGAUGGCAGUGACGCUCAGAGCUGGUACCUCCUUGGCCGGGCCUAUAUGGCCGGACAGAAAUAUCAAAAAGCAUAUGAAGCCUAUCAACAAGCUGUGUAUCGCGACGGCCGCAAUCCAACCUUUUGGUGCAGCAUCGGUGUGCUCUAUUACAACAUCAACCAGUAUCGUGAUGCCCUUGAUGCGUACUCACGUGCGAUUCGCAUCAAUCCGUACAUCUCGGAGGUCUGGUUUGACCUUGGAAGCUUGUACGAGAGUUGCAACAAUCAAAUCACGGAUGCUAUCGAUGCAUAUUCUCGAGCUGCAGAAUUGGAUUCAAGCAACCAGGUGAUCAAGCAGCGAUUGGCCUUGCUCAAGGAGGCUCAGCGAACGGGAGGCUCCCUUCCUGCUGCUCCUGGACCUCAAGAUGACUUCCUUCGGGGGCGCAGGUUGCUUCCCCUACCACAGCUCCUCGGCCUCACCCUGCUCAUGCUCAACCUGUUCACCCAAAUGGCCAUCCCGAGAAUGGCGCUAGAGGGAUGA